Messenger RNA from Linum trigynum, 639 nucleotides. NCBI's taxonomy places the organism in Eukaryota, Viridiplantae, Streptophyta, Magnoliopsida, Malpighiales, Linaceae. The record is from the annotation of a GenBank genome assembly.
AUGAAUUUUCUUAGUGUGUGCAACCCAAACCUCGAGUUUUUAUACUGUGUAGCGCGUUGGGAGGGUUCGGCCCAUGAUGGAAAGGUUCUUAGAGAUGCAUUGGCUAGGCCGAAUGGGCUACGAGUUUUGAAAGGAAACUAUUACUUGGUUGAUGCUGGGUAUAGCAAUUGUGAAGGCUUUUUAGCUCCAUUCCGAGGACAAAAGUAUCAUUUGAAAGAAUGGGGAGGAGGCAAUAUGCCAUUGACACUCGAGGAGUACUUCAAUAUGAAGCAUGCAAUUGCAAGAAAUGUUAUAGAGAGGAUAUUUGGUAUCUUGAAAAUGCGAUGGGCCAUUCUACGUGAAACUAGUUGGUUCUCUCCCGAAGUUGUUACCCAACUGGUCAAUGCAUGUUGCUUAAUGCAUAAUUUUAUAAAACUAGAGCAAGGGGUUGACACCUUUGAAUGGGAUUAUAGAGACAAAGAACCCGAGCAGCAUCCUUCAACAAUUGUUGAAAAAAUUGAACUUAUCUCGGGAGUUCAUCCUUCCCAAGAUUGGACUCAGUUCAGAAGUUUUCUACUGCUGCAAUUUCUUUGUACUGUUUUGGUUUGUAAGAACUUACCAGAUGUUAAAUGCCUGGAUUUGUUGUUAUCUUUGCAUUGA